UGCAAAGAGAAGUGAGUACGUAGAGUGGAGGCGGCCUUUUGAUAGAUAGUGCAGAAUGGAGUUUCAAUAUUAAGCUGCAAACUCCAAUCCCUAAUAAUUCUCUUUUGAAUUUGCACUAUCUAUCAUAGAUUACUGGAUUUGUCAGCAUUUAAUUUGUUAAACUCCAGCCUCCAACACUCUCCGACUAAUAUCUUAUCCUUAUCAACUUAGCAAACUAGAGAAAAACAAGCCUCCUGUCCUAUCAUAUAUAAGUAUAUUUUAAUUAACUAACCUUAUAUUAUCCUACUAUCAACCCUUUUAAAACUAAAACAAAAAAAUGGCAGGAAAGAAGGAAGAAGAAAUCACCCAUAUGGAAGAAGGCAAUAUCCAUACAGCCUCCGAUUCCAAUGUUGGAUUUUGUUCAUCACCUUCGGUCACAGUCAUCGCUCAGAAGUUGAUUGCGGAGGUCAUAGGGACGUACUUUGUAAUAUUUGCGGGGUGUGGAUCUGUUGUAGUGAACAAGAUUUAUGGGAGUGUUACAUUUCCAGGGAUAUGUGUGACAUGGGGACUAAUUGUGAUGGUGAUGGUUUAUACUGUGGGACAUAUAUCAGGAGCACAUUUUAAUCCUGCUGUCACUAUUACAUUCAGCAUCUUCGGUCGCUUCCCAUGGAAACAAGCACCUUUGUACAUCAUAGCUCAACUAAUGGGUUCGAUUCUGGCCAGUGGAACUCUGGCUCUAAUGUUUGACGUAACUCCGCAAGCUUAUUUUGGUACAGUUCCAGUUGGAUCUAAUGGCCAAUCACUUGCUAUCGAAAUCAUCAUAUCUUUCCUUCUCAUGUUUGUCAUCUCUGGCGUUGCUACAGAUGACAGAGCGAUUGGACAAGUUGCUGGAAUAGCUGUAGGAAUGACCAUAACCUUGAACGUUUUUGUAGCAGGGCCAAUUUCAGGAGCAUCGAUGAAUCCAGCAAGAAGCAUUGGUCCAGCAGUAGUGAAGCAUGUUUAUAAAGGUCUUUGGGUAUAUGUGGUUGGUCCAAUCAUCGGAACUCUAGCCGGAGCAUUCGUUUACAAUUUAAUUCGAUCCACAGAUAAACCACUGAGCGAGUUGGCCAAAAGCGCAUCGUCUCUUCGUAGUUAAAGAGCAAAUCAAAUACAUUUAGCCGAACUUUUAGACCAUGCUACUCUUUGUCAUCCCAAUUUUGUUGGAUGCCACAAGGGACAUUUUUAGGGCAUGCCACGAACAAAAGAAUUGGCAUUUUUGCAACAUUUUUUUUUUUAAAUCACCUUCUCUCCCUACUUUGCUACUUUUUCAUCACCUAUCUUUCAUUACAUUUCCUUGAAAAGUAAACCAGAGGGUUGAUAGGUAGAUCUGAUAGGAUUGGCGGAUGUUGAAAAGUGCGUGUAUAUAUAUUUUUAAUUGUCGUAGAAGAAUAAGUGUAGGAUGUGUGAGAUCACACUGAAUAUGUUAUUGUUUUAAAGAAUAAGUGUAGUAUUUGUUAUUUCUAGUUUAAUAUUUCAACUUGACAAAGGCUAUUUUAGACUAUAUAA
This is a messenger RNA of Lycium barbarum (goji berry), 1524 nucleotides long. RefSeq names its product probable aquaporin NIP-type. Bases 317 to 1114 code for a protein of 265 amino acids. The record is from RefSeq and is a predicted model, not a curated record. NCBI's taxonomy places the organism in Eukaryota, Viridiplantae, Streptophyta, Magnoliopsida, Solanales, Solanaceae. Gene Ontology annotation, molecular function: channel activity. The transcript has 5 exons. Gene Ontology annotation, biological process: transmembrane transport. Gene Ontology annotation, cellular component: membrane.